Haplochromis burtoni (Burton's mouthbrooder) is the source of this 5710-nucleotide messenger RNA. Its product is annotated as phosphatidylinositol-binding clathrin assembly protein. The record is from RefSeq and is a predicted model, not a curated record. Gene Ontology annotation, cellular component: clathrin-coated vesicle; synaptic vesicle; extrinsic component of presynaptic endocytic zone membrane. Gene Ontology annotation, biological process: clathrin-dependent endocytosis; clathrin coat assembly; synaptic vesicle budding from presynaptic endocytic zone membrane. NCBI's taxonomy places the organism in Eukaryota, Metazoa, Chordata, Actinopteri, Cichliformes, Cichlidae. Gene Ontology annotation, molecular function: phosphatidylinositol-4,5-bisphosphate binding; 1-phosphatidylinositol binding; clathrin heavy chain binding.
UUUUUUACGCUGCCAUUUUGUCCAGCACAGGAGCGAGCAUUCAGUCAGUCAGUGAGUGCGCAAAGAGAAACCACUGGCGAGACUUUCCAUACGGCGGCACCGGACCGAACUGUCGGUAAGAAAAAUAAAAAAAUAAAAAAGAACAACGGGAGCCAGUAAUGUGGUGACGGCAGACGGAGGGAAGCACCAAACUGAGCCCGAGGACCGUGAAGGGAAACAAGCGAGCUAAGGGAGCUGUCAGGGAGGUUUUUUUUGUUUCUUUUUUUUUUUAACUCAGCGGCUCCGCCGGCUCGGCUCCCCGGUCACAGACCACAGGAACCCGCUUUCUCUCUACCCGCCCGCCCGGCUGGUUGGCUUUAGCUAACCCUGCUAGCAUCUCGGCUAACCCCCACCGCCGCUCCUCGCGUCUCCUCUCACCGUGGGAAACUGCAACUGUCCCGGCUGUCAGUGUCACACCGUCCUCCUGUAAACUUCAAACAAUGCGCUGCUCCUGUCUGAGAGACUUUUUACGCCCAAGGGACGAUUUAACGCACGCUUCGCCAAGCGACCAGUGAUAGCUGAGCUGCGGUCCAAGCUAACAAGUUGACGUGGAAGAGGAACUCUAUUUUUUUUAAAACUGUUUUCCAAGCUGUGAUUUCACCAGGAUUACUUUCCCCCUCUGCCCUGCCCGAGUUGGACUCGACUUUUUGGUGACUCCGGGUUACAAAGCAGCCAGUUAGCUAUGUUUAUUUGUGGCCAGAAAGUAAUUUCAAGUGUUUGCGGAUUCCACAGUGGGACUCUCUCUUGGUUCGAGUACUGCAACGGAAACAUUAGCUAACACAGACUGGCUCGUGUUGUGUUUACUGCAUAAAUAGAUAGACGGAACAAACAGUUGCCGAACAUUUUUUUUGUUUCAUUUUUAAAUUCAGAUUGUAGUUAAACAGAUUGUUCUUGUACCUGUCGUGAGCUGACAUUGCUGCACAGGUUGUGUGGAAGACAGUGUGUGUCUGAGUGUGUGUGUGUGAUCCCUGCUCUCUGUUACCUCCACUUGACAGUGAAGUCACGUUGAGUUGAUCCAUUGAUCGGAUCGUUAUUGUACUAUUUUCCCUGAUUGAAGGGGGGAAAAGAAAAAAGUCGGUGCGAUGUCGGGCCAAUCUAUCACGGAUCGGAUCACAGCAGCUCAGCACAGCAUGACCGGGUCGGCUAUCAGCAAGGCUGUGUGCAAAGCCACCACGCAUGAAGUGAGCGGACCGAAGAAGAAGCACCUUGACUAUCUGAUCCACUGCACCAAUGAGAUGAACGUGAACAUUCCCCAGCUGGCGGACACACUGUUUGAGCGCACAGCCAACUCCAGCUGGGUGGUGGUCUUCAAAGCUCUUAUCACCACCCACCACCUCAUGAUGUACGGCAACGAGCGUUUCAUCCAGUACCUGGCCUCCAGAAACACUCUGUUUAACCUGAACAACUUCCUGGAUAAGGGAGCUCUGCAAGUAUUGACGGCGUGAUGCGCACCAUGAACACAGAGAAGCUGAUCAAGACGCUGCCCAUCAUCCAGAACCAGCUGGACGCUCUGCUGGAUUUCCAGGCCAACCCUAAUGAGCUGACCAACGGUGUGAUCAACUCAGCCUUCAUGCUGCUCUUCAAGGACUCCAUAAGGCUGUUUGCUGCUUACAAUGAAGGGGUCAUCAACCUAUUGGAGAAAUACUUUGACAUGAAGAAGAACCAGUGUAAAGAUGCCCUGGACAUCUACAAGAAGUUCCUUUACAGGAUGACGAAGCUCUCAGAGUUCCUCAAAGUGGCAGAGCAAGUUGGAAUAGAUCAGGGUGACAUCCCAGAUCUCUCACAGAAAACAAAAGGAUCAUACAUUGCUCCCAGCAGCCUGCUGGAGGCUUUGGAGCAGCACCUUGCCUCUCUGGAGGGCAAGAAGACCAAGGAGCUGAAUGCAGACACCAGAGCAUCCACCCUGUCGAACGCCGUCUCGUCUCUCUCCUCCACCGGCAUGUCCUUCAGCCGCAUGGAUGAGAAGGAGAAGCAGCAGGCUUUGGAGGAGGAACAGGCCAGAUUGCAGGCGCUCAAGGACCAGCGCCUGAAGGAGAUCAGCAUGCAGACUCCACCCUCUGCCUCCCCCAGCAGCCAGUCGAUAGGCAGCGCCAACAACAACAACCACGUCACGCAGACCCCGGAGUUUUUCAGCUCCACGCUGUCCACCAACAGUGUGCCCAAUCUGAACAGUGACCUGUUUGAUCUUCAGCCGGCCUUCAUCCCUGCUGUGCAGAGCACUCCUUCCAUCUCCAACGCCAAUAGUGCCUGGGGAGGACUGGACAGCCAACCUCUGCAGCAGAGCGGCCCCGCCAUGACCGUAGAUUUCGAUGCUGUGUUUGGGAAUAAGGCCACACCCAGUAACAACGGCCCGCAGCCUGCAGCCGGUUUUGAUGCUCUCGGAGACCUGUUAAAGCCUACAGUUCCCACACACACCGUACCUCCUCCACCUCCCCCUCAAGUGGCCAUCCAUCCUGGAGGAAAGCUGCUAGCCAACGACCUCGACUCGUCUCUGGCCAACCUCGUGGGCAAUCUGCAGUUUGGUGGGACCCCAGCCAAAAAGCCAGAUAUGCAGUGGAACCAACCGGGAGAGAAGAAGCUGACGGGCGGCCAGAACUGGCAAAAUAAGACCAUGUCGACCACACAGUGGAGCCCAGCACCCAUGGCCCCACAGCCCAUGCCUGUACCACAUGUGAAUGGAAUGUUCUAUACUAGUUAUGCUCCAGCUCCCAUGGCUUUCCCCAUGACCACACCGCAAGUGCCUGUGUAUGGAAUGGUUCCUCCCCAGAUGGGUCAGAUGGGUGGGGUACCUGUGAUGGCUCCUCAGCCAAUGAUGUACAACCAGCCUGUUCUAAGACCCACUAACCCCUUCGCACCCAUGCCCGGAGCCCAGAUGCAGUUUAUGUAAUCCAGUCAGGAGGGGAAGCAGAGUGCCAAAAGCAACAUACAUACAAACAAACAAACAAACAGCAUAAACAAACACAAGAGGAUGAUGAUGAUGAGAUGGACGGAAGGAUGAUUUGCUCAAGCUGAAACGACAGACUGACACAAGAUAACCGGGCUGACACCAAAAGUCAAGUUGGAAAGAGGAAGAGAAGAUGACGAAAAGGAUGGACUGAGCGAUGGCAGGGGUUCGAUGGGGAAGAUGUUACCCAGGCUGGUCGUUGUCUGAAACAACUCUUUGCACCUGUGUGUGUGUGUGUGUGUGUGUGUGUGUGUGUGUGUGUGUGUGUGUGUGUGUGUGUGUGUAGCUUCUCUCUGUUUAUUGUCUGAUUUGUGUUCCUAUCGAUGGAGUGAUGUUUCAGGAGAGGGAAUAAGGACGAGAGAGAACGACGGGGAGGAGGGAAGAGGGGAUUCAGGAAAUCCUACCUCUAGUUUUCAGUCAGGCUAAAUGUGUCUGACUGCUGUGAGAGUCUCUGCUGCAGAAUUAGCUUUAUUUCAUACUGGUGCUAUUUUGUCCUCUGUGGGUCACUGCUCGCCUGCAACGGCAACUUUGGAGCACUUACGAGAAGACAAGUGUUUGUUUUAUUGUGUGUGUGUGUGUGCGCGCGUGUGUGUGUACGCACGUGUGUGCUCAGCAGUUGUUUCAGACAAUACCUUUGCCACGGACCUCCUCUCCAUCCCCACCCUCGCUCCCUGUCUGCGUCCACAACCGUCCACUUAGCAAGAGAUUUAGUGGCAAAUCCUCUUCGGUGUGUUUCCUGUAAUUUUCCGCUUUGUUGGGAUAUAUUUGUAUUUUUCUGUCAGUUUUUCUUCGCCAACUUCUCCUGAAUGUUAUCGGGGCUUGUACAGCGAUUUGUUGAAGCAUUUGUUAAUAGUAAUUGAGCGUUUGUUGUUAAGGGUUUUGAGCUAAAGUCUUUGUUACUCAUACAGCAUUGUUUUUCUCCACGUAAUGCUACAGAUACACACAGAAAGAUGGGAGCUAGCAGGCACAGCAUGCUAGCACUGUAUGAAAUUAUGUUUUAAGGCCUAGUCACACCAGAAAGUGACACAGCAAAACUAAGCUAAUAGCAGUUAGAUAGUAAUUUGGUAGUUUGGGAUUUUUUUUGUUAUUAUCCUUUGUUUUUCUAGUGGGUAGUUUAUUUUUUCUGAAAAUUAUUAUAGAAAUUUAGUUGAAUAAAUUUUUUGAAGUUUUCACUCUGAGAAACGGUAAGGAAAAGAAUUGUGCACGUAGCUAAUAAGCUACAACAGCAUGAGGUUGGCCUACGUUAAACUUAUCCAGAGCUGCACCAUUAGCAAUUUUCCUUAAGUCACUAAGCAGUGCUGUUUUCAAAUGAAAACUCCCAUUACUACAUACAAAAAUAAAAGAUCAUCCAGGGCAUCAGGACACUGGACGCUUGUUUCUACCACAGACAAAAUGUAACAACUGCCCAAAAGAGACUAAAUUCUGGGCUAUCUCAAAAUUUUGAAUUGCGUAUAUUGUAGUUUCGAGAUGCAUUACUCAAAAUGUUGAGUUAUUAAGACAAAUUUUAAUCAUGGCCGCUGUUUGCAACAUUCUUGAAUUUUGAAGGACAACUUUGAAGAAAUUAUAUCCGUGGUUUGUUGACUUUGGAAUAAAGGUGCAGCUGCUGUGAUGGGCCAAUGGAGAGGAGCAGUCUUACACCUGAGUUUGACUUUUACAAGUUAGACCCUGAAGUCAAAGAUGCUCCAAAAAAAUGGAUCAAAGUUAUUUAUUGACUCUCAAACUUGUUGUUGAGCUCAAUAAAGGGUAGUCCAAAAUGUAGAACUUUAAGGGCAUCGGAACAAAGGAGGCCGGACUUCCUUCAGGUUUGUGAAAGGGUUAGCGCUAAGUUUAGUUAAUCCAUAAAUGUUAGACAGCAGUACAGGAAUAAAUGCUCUAACAGGCUUCAGAAGAACCACCUUUCUCCCCCAAACACAUCCUGGUGGCAACAGUUUUCUAUCAAAGAUCACAACAGUUAAACUUGAUUUUAAAAAAUUAGCAGACAUUUGCUGUGUCAAACGUUGGUGUGACGAGACCUCCAACUGUACAUUGUGUUCAACUUGGUGGUCAGUUUAGGAAUAGGUAAAGUGUAUUUUUGUUUCAUCUCUGUGUUAAUUAGCAUUGUUAGCCUGUGGUUUGUUGACUUUCUGCCUCAGUUGGAUCUAUCUGUGUGUAUCUGUUUUUCCUGUCUUCUUCAUCAGCUCAUCAACCAGUCUUUAAGGAUUUGAGCUUUGUUUCAUUAGGUACAACUUCUUGGCAGAUCCACAGUAUGUGCCAGUGAUCGAUGACAGCGGCACAGAGUGAGUUAAAUGUUACUGAAUCAAGUUGAAUUCACUUUUAAUUGCACUGAAUCAAAGUGAGUGGCUGUAAGUGCGACACUGAACCUGUGGCGUCUCCCUCGCUCAGUGGUUCCAAGAAUCUGUGGGGAUCAAAUUUGACUCUUCAGCUCAGCCAAAGCAUCCAUCCCCAUGAGUUUGACUGUGGGUGUAUUUAUGCAUAACGACUUCUCGUGUCCACGUGUAUCCUUACACAUUUAUGUGAACGUAUUUUCUUUUCUUCAUCGAGGGCUAUUUCUGAGGGUCAAAUUUUAAGCCAGACUUGAUCCGAUAAGUUUAACACAAAAUGGGCUUGAUUUGUUUUUAUAAAGUCAAAUUUUGUUGCAAAAAUGCACAUGCAAAAAUGUUGCACUCAAGUGGCUAUCCUGCCGUAGCAGAGCUGUUGUUUUUGGGGGUUUUGUUUCUUUUCCGGUAU